ACAUCUCGGGAAUUUCUCCAAACUCCAACUUCUACGACACCAACCAACAUCAGACAUUUUCCCUUGCCCUUAAACAUCCUAUCUUCAGUCAAAAUAAGGAGACAUGGGGGGCAAGUCCGCUACCAAGGCCGCUUACUUCGAUAAGCUCAAGAGCCUUCUCGACGAGUACAAGACGAUCUUCAUCGUCAACGUCGACAAUGUCAGCUCUCAGCAGAUGCACGAGAUUCGUCUGAGUCUCCGUGGCGAGGGUGUCGUCCUCAUGGGAAAGAACACCAUGGUCCGCCGUGCGCUGAAGGGCUUCAUCACUGAGAACCCUGAGUACGAGCGUCUCCUGCCCCACGUCAAGGGCAACGUCGGUUUCAUCUUCACCAACGGUGACAUGAAGGAGACCCGUACCAAGAUUCUGUCCAACCGUGUCGCUGCUCCGGCUCGUGCUGGUGCCAUCGCCCCGGCCGAUGUCUUCGUCCCUGCUGGUAACACCGGUAUGGAACCCGGAAAGACCUCUUUCUUCCAGGCUCUCGGUGUCCCCACCAAGAUUGCUCGUGGUACCAUUGAAAUCGUCAGCGACCUGAAGCUCGUUGAGGCCGGUUCCAAGGUCGGUGCCUCCGAGGCUACCCUCCUGAACAUGCUCAACAUCUCUCCGUUCACCUACGGUAUGAGCAUUGCUCAGGUCUACGACCAGGGCCAGACCUUCGGUCCUGAGAUUCUGGACAUUGAGGAGUCCCAGCUCCUUGCUACCUUCCAGUCUGCCAUCAAGGCCAUCACUGCCAUCUCUCUGGCUGCCAACUACCCCACCCUUCCUUCCGUUGUCCACUCUCUGGUCAACUCCUACAAGAAGGUCCUGGCCGUUGCUAUCUCUACCGAGUACAGCUGGCCUGAGAUUGAGGAGCUCAAGGACCGCAUUGCCAACCCUGACGCCUACGCCGCCGCGGCCCCCGCUGCCGCUGCUGCUGCUGCCCCGGCUGGUGGUGCUGCCCCGGCCGAGGAGAAGAAGGAGGAGGAAGCCGAGGAGUCCGACGAGGACAUGGGCUUCGGUCUGUUCGACUAAGGGAUUCGGUGGUUUCUUCGACCAAACGGUUUGCAGGGGCCAUUUUCUGUCACGUGCUACGAAUGCGAUGUACUAGAUACUGUCAUGGACCAUUACGCUGCUCGUGGUAGAAUGGAAAACGAAUUGCCAACGUCAGAACUCGUUAUUGCUGGCAUCAUU
This is a messenger RNA of Paecilomyces variotii, 1207 nucleotides long. Its product is annotated as 60S acidic ribosomal protein P0. Gene Ontology annotation, biological process: cytoplasmic translation; ribosomal large subunit assembly; ribosome biogenesis. Gene Ontology annotation, molecular function: large ribosomal subunit rRNA binding; structural constituent of ribosome. Gene Ontology annotation, cellular component: cytosolic large ribosomal subunit. The coding region runs from base 104 to 1048 and encodes 314 amino acids. The record is from RefSeq and is a predicted model, not a curated record. The transcript is spliced from 4 exons. NCBI's taxonomy places the organism in Eukaryota, Fungi, Ascomycota, Eurotiomycetes, Eurotiales, Thermoascaceae.